UAUGAGCAUCCUCAAAAGGUGGUGGUAAGACAUUCAAAAUAUCAGAGGUGUAGCUGUCACAUUAUCCCAAAGGAUGCAACUACGAAGGUAACUGAACUUUGGGAAUCAACAACAGGAGACGAGAGAGGAGGAGUGGUAGGGGAGAGUGCUGUACUUGUCUGCUAGUCUAGGUGGAGGAAAUUCAAAAGGUGUUUGAAAAGAGAAAUCAUGGUAUGUGUGUGACAAGUCAAAGAUGUCAUCUCAUCACAAGAAGGAGCACAUCCCAAAACAUGAUUUUGUGGAAAACCACAAUGCAGCAGCAGGCCCUGAUGAUGUCAUAUGUGACACACGUGACAUUGACAUCAGUCUAGAAAGUGGAAAUAACGAAUCUGUUCCCAGUGGGUCGGAUCCAGGCAGUCCCAUGGAGGUGGCGAGUCGUGCAGAGACGAAUGCCGGUGCCUGUGCCAAACUGAGCUAUACCUCCCUACUGCAUGGUGUGGCUGUUCUCAUGUUGGCUGCGGCUGUUGCCAUGGCAGUUCUCUAUGUGUUGAAAGACCAGUCAUACAGACAGACUCACAACCUACUGGAAGAGCAGCUGCAAAUCAUUGAUGGUCUCUCCAAAGAGGUCACAGCCCUGCAUUGUGAAAUGAAAAAAAUGGAAGAUGGUUGGACAAACUUCAGUGGCAAGUGGUAUCACUUCUCCCUUGAUUCGAAGAACUGGACUGAGAGUAGAGAUAACUGUAUUACUCGGGGUGGAGACCUGGCCAUCAUUGAGAAUGAGGAGGAAAAGGGUUUCGUAUUAGCACAAGGAGCACAGUGGUGGGUUGGUCUAACAGACUCUGAGGAGGAGGGCACCUGGCUCUGGGUGGACAACACACCCCACACUGAUGAGAGGUUUACGCCAUGGGCAUACAAGCAGCCAGAUAACUGGAGCGGCGCAGCGGGAGACCCAGUGAAUGGCGAGGACUGUGGUUUACUGCAGUCGUCUGGCCUGAAUGACGUGACGUGCUUUAAAAAGUUUAAAAGCAUCUGUGGCUGGAACUGUAGGGUGUGAUAUCGACCGACAGGCACUCGCCGUCAUUUUGAGAAAUAAACCAACACUGUGAGAAUUACACAAGUGUACUUUCAGUAAAUGGAGUAAUAAUU
Messenger RNA from Sardina pilchardus (European sardine), 1125 nucleotides. RefSeq names its product CD209 antigen-like protein E. The record is from RefSeq and is a predicted model, not a curated record. The coding region runs from base 233 to 1033 and encodes 266 amino acids. The transcript is spliced from 9 exons. NCBI's taxonomy places the organism in Eukaryota, Metazoa, Chordata, Actinopteri, Clupeiformes, Clupeidae. Gene Ontology annotation, molecular function: D-mannose binding; fucose binding. Gene Ontology annotation, biological process: biological process involved in interspecies interaction between organisms. Gene Ontology annotation, cellular component: external side of plasma membrane.